UUCUUUUUAAAUAAUAUCGAUGCAUACUAUUUGGUCAAUGUUUUGUGUUUAUAUUAAAUAAUAGGAGUUCGUCAAAUUUAAAUAACAAUGGAUCACAGUGAUGCUGUAAAAAGGAUUCAAAAUCCGAGAGAAAAUGCAAAUCCAUUAUCCUUAAUUACAUUUUUAUACACAAGACGAUUGUUCGUCAGAGGAUUCAAAAAAGACUUGGAAGACGACGAUUUAUACGAGGUAAUCAGUUCUUGCCGUUCCAAAAGGUGCGCUGAUAAGCUGGAACAUGCCUACGAAAUUGAAACCAAGAAAAAGGAACCAUCGGUGAUAAGGAUAUUGUGGCAUUGUUAUGGUCUGGUAUACGUAGUUUUGGGGAUAUUCAAUUUAUCUUUUAAACUGUUAACAAGCACUUUGGAACCAGACGCCAUAGCACAUCUCGUUGGUUAUUUCAAACCAGGACAAACCAAAAUGACGUUAAACGACGCCUUGUAUUAUUCCAGUGUUUUAAUUGUAUUAAAAUUGAUCCACACUGCAUAUCACCCGAAUUACUCGUUGUAUCUAGCGCAGUUGUCCAUUCAAAUUAGAACGUCGUUCUGCUCUCUGAUAUACAGGAAAGCCUUGAAAUUGAGUCCAAAGGCACUCGAAAAAACUAGUUUAGGAAACAUCAUAACUAUAAUUAGUAAAGACGUAUCGAUGUUUGAAGGCGCUAUAAUGCUAUUUAACGACCUGUGGAUCGGAGUUGUGCAAACUUUCUAUAUUUGCUACCUAAUUUAUGCCAAAGUUGGAAUUUCGUCCACACUGGGAGUGCUAAUAUUAGCAUCAGCAAUACCAAUACAAUUUUACAUAUCGAAAAUUAUAGCAAACUUGCGUUUGAAAAUUAACAAAAAAACUGACGUACGGUUGCAAGAAAGUCAAGAAGCCCUAUCGACCAUAAAAAUUAUAAAAAUGUAUACGUGGGAAAUGAUUUUUACUAAUCGUAUUAGUGAAACUAGAAGAAAAGAGGUCAACACAAUGAUGCUCAAAUCCAUUACAAGACUCGGCUUGAUAGUAACAAGCGACUUUUUGGGUAAAGUCGGUUUCUACGUCAUAGUAAUGUUCUACAUCUAUCUCAAUUCGAGCGUAGACGCAGAAUCAAUCUUUUACAUAAUGAAACUGUACGCCACAUUAAAAGGAACAAUUUCUAUGAUGUUCACAUUCGGAUUAACAUUAAUUGCUGAGUUAUCAGCUUCUUUAUCUAGGAUAAAUACAGUUCUAAUGCUAGAAGAACUUCCUGACCACAUGGAUAAACCUGAUGACGAACCACAAAUCGAUAUUAGAGAUGCAUCAGUCAACCUAAAAGACGUAGAUGUCCUAAAACAUAUCUCGUUUAAACUAAAAGCUGGUUUAAACGUUAUUACAGGACAGCUUGGAUGUGGAAAAACCUCGCUGAUAAAGUUGAUUUUGAGAGAUUUACCAGCUGACUCUGGUGAUAUUCGGACGAGAGGUAGAAUGAGUUAUGCCUCGCAGGAUCCUUGGUUGUUUCCUGCUACUAUCAAGCAGAAUAUUCUCUUUGGGGAAAAGUACGAGUACGAAAGGUAUAACAAAGUCCUUGAAGCUUGCGCGCUUACCUACGACUUAGGAAUCUUAGAAAAAGGCGACGAAACCAUAGUACAAGACAGAGGCAUGAACCUUAGUAAAGGUCAGCAAGCGAGAGUCAACCUCGCAAGAGCCGUCUACAAAGAGAGCGAUAUCUAUCUUUUAGACGACGCACUGACUGCUUUAGAUUCAAAAGUGCAGGAACACAUUUUCAGAGAAUGUAUAGAAAAGUUUCUGAAGGGAAAAUUAAUUAUAUUAGUGACUCAUAACAGUAGACACAUCAACAGAUCUGAAAAGGUGAUUAUACUUCAAAAAGGAUGCGUUAAUUAUUUUGGAAAGCAUCAAGAUUUGUCCCACGAUAUAUUACAAGCACUUGAAGAAGAAGGUCAUGAACACGAACAGCCACCACCGACGCCAUUAUUUGAAGAUAAAUCAAAGGAAAUAACCGAGGAAACUAUCGCUGAGCAUACUAAAUUAUUAAAACCUCCACCUGUUAUUAAACAUAAACAAAUUUAUCACGAGGUUAAAAAGUCUGGUGGUGUUGCUUUCGAUGUGUACGCCAGUUAUGUCAGAUAUGGAGGUGGACUGCUUGUGCUGCUCAUAAUGAUUUCUUUGUAUUUCUGCUCUACUUUUUCUGAAAGUUCUUCGCAAGUGAUGUUAACAAAUUGGGUAAAUCACGAAUCCAAACUAUCAGCUUUGAGAGAAAAACAUUUCGGAAACUCAACGGUCGAUAUCGACAAACUAAUGGCCAUUUAUUUUCCCACAAACUCCACAAACAUAACCGAAAUCGAAACCGAUAACGGCAAAUCUGACAUGUUGUCCAACGUUGACACAGUCCAUCCAAAUCUACCAAAUCCGAUUCACGGUCCAUCGCGAACGAUUCCUUUAAUUCCAGCCAGACCGACGUCAUUUUUAAACGACAGUUUAUACAUGCCUGUAGAUUUUUCAUCUUUAACAGAAGAACAGAAUAAAACUUACCACCUCCUUUUGGAAAUGGGAAUAAUUGAACUACAAGCUACUAAGUCUUUAAAUUUGUAUACUAUAGCUUUAAUAGCUUCGAUUGUGUUUGAGUUCGUGAAGAACUAUAUGGUUUUUAAUUUCGGUACUAAAGCUUCAAUUAAUCUGCACAAAGCUAUGAUAAAAAGUAUAGUUUUUGCGAAGAUGUCGUUUUUUGAUACAUUCUUCGUUGGGAAUAUUUUGAAUAGAUUCUCGCAGGAUUUGAGCAUUGUAGAUGAAUAUUUACCUAUUAUUAUCACCACGCUUAUUGGGGCUGGUUUUGGAGUUGUUGGAAUUGUUGGUAUGAUGGCUCACGUCAACUUGAAAUUUCUAGCACCAGCUUUAGCAGUAUUAGUUCUUUUAAUACUGAUGCGUUUUAUUUACAUGCCCACAGCUAGAAGUUUAAAACGUCUAGAAGCUGCAACACGAAGUCCAAUUAUUGGCCACCUAAAUUCUUCAAUGGAAGGACUAACGACAGUCAGAGCUUAUAAGGCUCAAGAAAUUCUCAGAAAUGAAUUUGACAAACAUCAAGAUGUUUACACUAGCGCUAGAUACACUUCCUUGUGUGCUAGAAAUGCUUUUAGUUUCUACAUGGAUUUUUCUGCAGUUUUACUUAAUAUAUUUAUCAUUGGGAGAUUUCUGUUUUUUGAUACUGAUACCUUAGCUGGAGACGUCGGUCUAACACUAACCCAAGCUAGUGCUUUAACCAUGGUACUCCAAUUCGCUCUCAUGCAAUGGUCGGAAGCUGAAAACCUGAUGACUUCAGUCGAGAGAGUGAUGGAAUACACAAAAGUCGAACCAGAAAGAACCGAUGGCCAAGAAACUCCGAACUGGCCGAACAAAGGCGAAAUCCUCUACAAAGGAGUAUCAUUAACUUACACAAAUUCCACCGAAAAAGUUUUAAAAGAUAUAAAUUUCAAAGCUGAAUCAAACGAAAAAAUUGGAAUAGUAGGUAGGACUGGUGCUGGAAAAUCAUCGAUUAUAUCAACGUUAUUCAGAUUAUACGACCACGAAGGUACCAUUACCAUCGAUGGGAUUGAUACGAGGACUCUUUCGUUGAAAUAUCUUAGACAGCAUAUUUCCAUCAUCCCUCAAGAUCCAAUAAUGUUCUCUGGUACUAUAAGAACGAACAUAGAUCCGUUAAAAGAGUUUACAGAUGAAGAAAUAUGGAGGGUUCUUCAUAAAGUUAAUUUGGAUAAUAAAGUUGCAAACUUAGAAUGCGUUUGUGAAGACACAAACUUCAGUUCGGGCGAGCGACAACUGUUGUCUUUAUCAAGAGCCAUCAUUCGCAGAAAUAAAAUCGUAGUCCUAGAUGAAGCUACCGCGAAUAUGGAUCCAGAAACGGAGCAAAUGGUGCAAAAAGCAAUUGAUUCCAACUUUUCGACUUGUACAGUAUUCAUCAUAGCUCACAGAAUUGAUUGCAUCUUGAAUUGUAACAAAGUUAUGGUUUUGAAUAGAGGAGAGAUUAUGGAGUUUGAUGAUCCAAAAACAUUGUUGUUGGAUAAGAAUAGUAUGUUUUCUAAGAUAGUUAAAGUUGCUGGAACAAUGGGAAAUUGAUGGUUGAAGAUAUUGUGACAAUCUUUAAAAGAAAUCAAUAAAGACAAUUAAUAAUGUUCUAUCAAUUUUUUCAGAUUUAAUGAUUAAGUGCUGAAUGUGGAAGUUUGUAUUAAAAUAAUGCUAGAAUAAAUAUUUGUUAUAAUAUACAUAAUUUUGUAUCAAAACUAUAUAGAACAGUGUUCAACGACUAACAACUACUAGACAAAACUUUAAUUUGGACGUACGAGUAAAAUGCAUUAGUUAAUUUAGACAAUUGAUUUAAACUCAAGAUUUAAUUUAGAUACUGAAUUUAGACGCCUGAUAAAGUUUUGAGGCACGUCGAAGACUUACAAUCUAAUUAAGAGAUACACGACUUAAACGCUUAACUAAGACGUACGACUGUAACGCAUUAGAGACGAACAAAGGGAUGUACGACUGAGACGCUAAAUAAAACGCACGUCUGAGACGCACGUGUUAGACGCACGACUGAGACGCAUGACUGAUAUGCGCGAUUUAAACGUACGACUGAGGUGAGCGACUGAGACGCACGACUGAGACGCAUGUCUAAGACGCACAACUGAGACGCACGACUAAGACGCACGACUAAUAUGUGCUACUGAGAAAUAUAACUGAAGAUUGUGACUGAGACGCUUGACAAAGACGCAUGAUAAACACUUAUGACAAAGACGCAUGAGAAAGACGCAUGUCUAAGACGCACGAUUCAGACGAAAGAUUCAAUUUGGACGCACAAUUCAAUUAAAAUGCAUGAUUAAGAUAAAUGAUUAAGAUGUACCAUUCAAUUUAGAUGCACGAUUAGGAUGUGCUAUUUAAAUUAGACGCACGAUUUAGAUGUUCCAGUCAUUUUAGGUGUACGACUUAGACGCACCAUUUAAAUUAGACGCACAAUUAAACUUAGACUCACGAUUUAUUUUGGACGCAAGAAUAAGAUACAAAAUUUAGACUCACGAUUCAAUUUAGAAGCAUAAUUUAGACGCACGAUUCAAUUUAGACAUUCGAUUCAAAUUAGACGCACGACUAAGCAG
Molecule: messenger RNA, 5138 nt
Organism: Psylliodes chrysocephalus
Lineage: Eukaryota; Metazoa; Arthropoda; Insecta; Coleoptera; Chrysomelidae
Source: the annotation of a GenBank genome assembly